AUGGCUACCACUGCUACCGCUGCCACUGCCGCUGUUCCUAUCCCCGCUCCUUCGGGCAGCCAUUCUCGCAACUCGUCCCUCUCUGCUGGAGUAGCAAUCCCCCUGUCGGUCUCUAUCCCCCGUCAGAGGUCCUUCUCGUCCUCGUUCUCUCUUGCCACCAGUGGCGUCCCUAUUUCUGCUGGCGCUCCCUCCCCCAGGACAUUCACGGGCUCGUCGAUGAUCUCGAACCCAGGCUCGUUCCCUGGAUCUGCUAACCCAUUUACACUGGGUGCCUUUGCCCCACUCUCACCCACUUCGUCUUCUCCACCCGGCAAUGGUGGGUCCAACUCGGUGUCGGCUUCGCAGUCUGUCCCCGUUCUUCAUAGACGGUUCUCGAGUUCGUUCAACCAGCUCAACCAAAUUGUGUCUCCUCCAGCUCGGUCCACCGAACGUGGCCGCAGAACAAGCAUGUUUGGAGGCAGUUCGCCACCCACGACCAUCUCUAUCCAGACAGCAGGCAACACUGCCACCAACAACAACACCGAUACCCACAACUCUGUCAGCGCCAUGGGCAGCGGACUCUUCCGCAAGUUUUCGACUUCCAGGCCGAUGACUACAACCUCGAACACCGCUUCUACCCCUUCAGGUGGUGCAGCAGCAGGACACCCCUUUGACAGGAACGAUGCUGGUCCAACCGUGGUCGUCUCCCCUCAGCCCAGCAACAACCAGCAGCAGCACUCAUCGAUGCUCUCACCUCCAGGAACUCAGGAAGAUGCUCGUCACCUUACCACUGCUGUUGACAAGCUGAAGCCCUCGUACGACAAGACCUCGCGGUCAAGCAGCCCCAUGCGUAACAUGAUCCUGAAUGGUCAAAUGCUCGACUAA
Linnemannia hyalina is the source of this 864-nucleotide messenger RNA. Lineage: Eukaryota; Fungi; Mortierellomycota; Mortierellomycetes; Mortierellales; Mortierellaceae. The record is from the annotation of a GenBank genome assembly.